This is a messenger RNA of Lotus japonicus, 1629 nucleotides long. Its product is annotated as inositol-tetrakisphosphate 1-kinase 1-like. Gene Ontology annotation, cellular component: cytoplasm. Lineage: Eukaryota; Viridiplantae; Streptophyta; Magnoliopsida; Fabales; Fabaceae. Gene Ontology annotation, biological process: inositol trisphosphate metabolic process. The record is from RefSeq and is a predicted model, not a curated record. Gene Ontology annotation, molecular function: inositol-1,3,4-trisphosphate 6-kinase activity; inositol-1,3,4-trisphosphate 5-kinase activity; inositol-3,4,5,6-tetrakisphosphate 1-kinase activity. The transcript has a single exon. The coding region runs from base 179 to 1297 and encodes 372 amino acids.
UAUAUAUUCAUCCACACCACCCUCUUCCUCUUCUUUCCCUCUCUCUGCAAAUUUCGAUUCCCUCCACCAUACGACGUCGUCGGAGCCUGAACCACCGCACCAAAACCCUACCCUCACCAAAAUGCCAUUCCCUCAGUAACCAUUCUCACCACCGGAAUCGCAACAGCAAUCACCAUCAAUGGCGGAUGACGAGAGGAGCUUCCGCAUCGGGUACGCUCUGGCACCGAAGAAGCGGAACAGCUUCAUCCGAGACUCGCUCGUCACCCUCGCGAAAUCGCGAGGUAUUGACAUGGUUCGGGUCGACCCGGACCGGAAUCUGGCGGAUCAGGGCCCGUUUGAUUGCGUCCUCCACAAGCUCCACGGCGACGAUUGGAAGCGCCAGCUGAAGGAGUUCGCGGUUAGGUUCCCGAAUGCGGUGGUCUUAGACCCGCCGGAAGCGAUUGAGAGGCUCCACAACCGGAUUUCCAUGCUGCAGGUUGUGUCCGAGCUUGAAAUCGACGACCGGAGCGAGACGUUUGGGAUUCCCGAGCAGAUUGUUGUGUACGAUAAGGAAACGCUCGCCGACCAGCGGAACUUGGAGGCGCUGAAGUUUCCGGUGAUUGCGAAGCCGUUGGUGGCUGACGGCAGCGCCAAGUCGCAUAAAAUGGCGCUGGUUUUUAACGCCGGCGGGUUGGGCAAGCUGAAGCCGCCGAUUGUGCUGCAGGAGUUUGUGAACCAUGGUGGUGUUAUCUUCAAGGUGUAUGUGGUUGGGGAGCAUGUGAGGUGCGUGAAGAGGAAGUCCUUGCCGGAUGUUGAGGAGGACGAGCUGGUGGGGGUUACAGAGGACUUGUUGUCGUUUUCGCAGGUGUCGAAUUUGGCCACCGAUGAGAGGAUUGAUGAUAGGUAUUAUAAGAUGAUGCAUUUGGAUAAGUCGGAGAUGCCUCCUCUGGGGUUUAUCACCCACAUUGCUUGUGGAUUGAGGCGUGUGAUGAAGCUGAACCUGUUUAACUUCGACGUGAUUCGGGAUUCUAGAUGUGGGAAUCGGUACCUUAUCAUUGAUAUCAAUUACUUCCCCGGGUAUGCGAAAAUGCCCGGUUAUGAGACUGUUUUGACAGACUUUUUCUGUGAUGUGUUGUGCAAGAAACAGCAAGGACUCGGCCUAAAGGACAGUUCGGAUAAUCCUGGUUCCGGUAGCUGUUCGCGCGGUUACGAUAUAAGAAGGAUUCAAACCAACACUUGUUGCGGUGAUGGGGAUGAGGGUAGCCUUCAAGUUUCGCCUCUUGGCGCGGAAGAGAGAGAGAGUUCUGUGCAAGUAUGAAAUUUUAUGUUUGAAUAACGUGUUUCUCAUUCUAUCACAUUAUCAUUAAUUGGUGCUUUUGUUAGGUAACUUAUAUUUGUUCGUUGGACUCAUUAGCCAAUUGGUGGGUAGACAUGAGUUGCACAUUCUAUUUAGGUAGCAAUUGGUAUAGGUCGAUUGUGACUAGUCUAACCUCUUAACAUGUAUAUUCCACCCGCAUUUGCUUUUGGAGAUAGGCACUUCUGCAUUACUCUGAAGAUUUAGGAAAGCUGUAUUUUUAGGCUUUCAUGCUAGAAACUGCUUUUCUUUUAAGUUUGCCUUUUAACUCAAUGCCUUAAUUCUUGAUUUUCUCA